GACGCAACAGGAACUUCAAAAACGUACACAACAAACAUGGCGUCUCCCAGCGAGGCAGAUGUGAAUGUUUCACACGUGGAAAAAAAGAAAAAGCGUCCAGUUCGUUACUGGCAGGGGACAGAAGGCAAAACGAAAGAUGACAACAAAACUGAAGGACAACCUGAGCAGCAGAAGAGGCAACAGAAUCGAAUAAAAAAGAAAAGGAAGCGAGAUGAACAGCCGGAUGGUGGGAAGAAAGUCAUAUCGAGGCGUCCAGUUCGUUACUGGCAGGGGACAGAAGGCAAAACGAAAGAUGACAACAAAACUGAAGGACAACCUGAGCAGCAGAAGAGGCAACAGAAUCGAAUAAAAAAGAAAAGGAAGCGAGAUGAACAGCCGGAUGGUGGGAAGAAAGUCAUAUCGGGGAAAUCCGACCCUUUCCCCGGGCCUCCUCCUAUCCCGAAAGACAAGCUGGAGAAAUUCAAGAGAAAAGGCAAAAUUCAGAAGCCUCUUCAGCAUCAUUACAAGCUGAAGGACAUCAUCACUCGCUCAGAGGAAGCUUCAGAAAUGGCCCAGAAACAAGCCGCUCGAUUUGACCUCCUGCUGCCAGAAGACGCAGGCUUUUUAGAAGGAGAUGAAGAUGAGGAUACGUGCAUGAUCUCACAGGAGGAUAUUGCUGAUGCUGUGGACAUUACAUCUGGAGCAAAGCAUUUUAAUCUAAAACUGUGUCAGUUCGGUCCAUAUCGCCUGGAUUACAGCAGAACAGGACGCCAUCUGCUGCUGGGUGGACGGAGAGGCCAUGUAGCUUGUGUAGACUGGCAGUCCAAACAGCUCAUGUGUGAGCUAAACGUCAUGGAGUCUGUCAAUGAUGUCAAGUGGCUCCACACUGAACACAUGUUUGCUGUGGCUCAGAAGAAGUGGCUCCACAUCUACGACUCUAACGGGAUAGAGCUACACUGCAUUCGUAAGUUUAACGACGUCUUACGAAUGCAGUUCCUCCCGUACCACUUUCUUCUGGCUACAGCGAGUGCAACGGGCUUUCUGCAGUACUUGGAUGUGUCCAUUGGAAAGGAGGUGGCAGCCAUCUGCACCAAGACCGGCCGGCUUGAUGUGAUGUGCCAGAACCCUCACAACGCUGUCAUCCACCUCGGCCACCCCAACGGCACAGUUACGCUUUGGUCACCUAAUCAGAAAGAAGCCCUGGUCAAAAUGCUCUGUCACCAGGGUGGCGUCCGUUCAGUCACUGUGGAUAAAACUGGCACAUACAUGGUUACAUCUGGAAUGGAUAAAAAAAUGAAAGUCUUUGACAUCAGAGCUUUCAAGCCCCUCAGGUCCUACUUCCUUCCUACUGGAGCUUCAUGUUUGUCUCUGAGCCAGAGAGGACUGCUGUCUGCAGCCACAGGGGACAUUGUUCAGGUUUACAGGGAUGUUUGGAGCACGCCAGUCACUAAACCCUACAUGGCUCACCGGGUGCGAGGAUCAGUUUGGGGACUUGGCUUUUGCCCCUUUGAGGAUGUCCUCGGAGUUGGACAUGGAGAGGGUUUCACCAGCAUGCUCGUACCAGGGGCUGGUGAGCCUAACUUUGAUGGUCUGGAUACAAAUCCAUACCGCAGUGCAAAGCAGAGGCAGGAGUGGGAGGUCAAGGCUCUGCUGGAGAAGAUUCAGCCUGAACUCAUUACUCUGGACCCCUCAGAGCUGGGUUAUGUUGAUCGUGCUAACUUUGAGCAGAGGCAUCAAGACAGAGUCGAAGCUCUGGGCUUUGAUCCACUUGGCAAAGAGAAAUUUGUUCCGAAACAUAAGAAAAAAGGUCGCAGUUCUGCUGCUGGUAUUGAAAGGCGGAAGAGGCAAGUGGCCCAUGAGGACCAGAGGGACGUUAUCAGAAAAACUGUGGAGGACAGAAUGAAACUGGAGGAAGAGCGAAACAGGAUGAAGGAGAAGAAAGCAGCACUGUCUGGAAAAAGAUCUGCUCUGGACAGAUUCAAAAAAUAGAAAAGGACUCUUUGUGCAACUCAAACGCAGUGACGUUCUGUGGGCGGGAUCUUUGACCUUCACGUUGAAACUUCUUUUUGUUUUUACGACUCAGUGGUUUGCGAGGACAUCGAAAGCAGAGGUUCUUGGUGUCGUGGGCAGCUACAUGGUGCAAAGUCUGGCCCGGGUUCUGUUGGGAAACAGUUCAUGAAAUCAUUGAUGAGAGCACCGGUUGGUCUGCUCUAAUUAUUGACUGUAGCCUGAAGCACAUCCUGUUUGUGAUCAUGUGGUGGAUGGCAGCAGUCACCCAGAUUCUUCUUUUAGUACCAAUAAAAACUUUCCCUGCAUGUU
This is a messenger RNA of Poecilia latipinna (sailfin molly), 2298 nucleotides long. It is a transcript of the gene wdr46, whose product is annotated as WD repeat domain 46. Gene Ontology annotation, cellular component: 90S preribosome; nucleolus; small-subunit processome. Bases 37 to 1968 code for a protein of 643 amino acids. Gene Ontology annotation, molecular function: protein binding. NCBI's taxonomy places the organism in Eukaryota, Metazoa, Chordata, Actinopteri, Cyprinodontiformes, Poeciliidae. The transcript is spliced from 15 exons. The record is from RefSeq and is a predicted model, not a curated record. Gene Ontology annotation, biological process: maturation of SSU-rRNA from tricistronic rRNA transcript (SSU-rRNA, 5.8S rRNA, LSU-rRNA).